AUGAUAAAAACAAAAGUUAUUGCUAUUUUUAUUACCUUUCUCGCAAUAAUUUUUACUUAUUUACAAGCAACACCCCAUUCUCGUUUUGUUGAUGAUAAAGCCUCAGUCACAUUACCAAAACUUGAUGGUACAAUUAAAUUAGAACAAAUCAAUGAACAGAAUAUUAUAUUAAGUGGAGUGCUUAAGAAGGGUAUUGAGAAAAAUAAUCCUGAUAGUUACUUUAUACUAAUCAGUGUCGCUAAAAUGCCAUUCAGUUACUUUGGGAUAUCUAUUAACCCACCUUCGGCUGGUCCUUGGAACGUAACAACUCCUGGUCAUGUUGACCCAUUAAUUGGUCUUCCAUUAACUAUUCUUUUUGAGAACAAAACUCUUGAUUCAGCAAACAUUAAAAAAAUCUAA
Racocetra fulgida is the source of this 399-nucleotide messenger RNA. The record is from the annotation of a GenBank genome assembly. NCBI's taxonomy places the organism in Eukaryota, Fungi, Glomeromycota, Glomeromycetes, Diversisporales, Gigasporaceae.